Messenger RNA from Elgaria multicarinata webbii, 591 nucleotides. RefSeq names its product transmembrane protein 71 (gene TMEM71). The coding region runs from base 1 to 591 and encodes 196 amino acids. Lineage: Eukaryota; Metazoa; Chordata; Lepidosauria; Squamata; Anguidae. The transcript has 5 exons. The record is from RefSeq and is a predicted model, not a curated record.
AUGGAUAAACAGCUGGUGCACUUCUGUAAUUGGCAAAACGGAUUUUCCAGUUACAUGGACGCCCUUCAGGAUCAUGAGGCCUCCUAUGAAUGUUGUUUGAGCAAUCUUUGCACAAGUUGUCCCCUCACCUGUCGUCGGAGCCCCCGGCUUCUUACCAAUGGCUACUACAUACUCACAGAGGACAGCUUUCUGUCAGACGAAGAUGGCAAUGUCACACUAAGCCCAUCGCAAACGAGCGUUACCUAUAAAGAGAAGUUAGUUAGAAUAUUUCGGAGAAGAAGAAGAAUCCGCCGAUCCCUUGUUAGCCUGUUCAAUAUUGGUGCCUCUAAUUCAUGGUUGAGUAGCACCUCUGGAGACUCAUCUCAUGUAGAGGAUCCUUGGUUGGAGGGAGACAGUAAGAUGGAGACCAGCCAAUGUUAUGACAAUGGUACUGUUGAUUUCAUUUUGGGACACAAAGCCAACAGAGCAGAAAGGCAUAAUUCAACACCAGAAAAGUCCUCUCCUUCAACAGAAUCUUUUACACUCAGAAAAGCCCUUUGCUCCAUGAUCAUUCUGUCCAUGUGUUGGAUCAUUUCUCUCUGUGUAAGGUAA